Manis javanica (Malayan pangolin) is the source of this 6934-nucleotide messenger RNA. It is a transcript of the gene HIC2, whose product is annotated as HIC ZBTB transcriptional repressor 2. Gene Ontology annotation, molecular function: DNA-binding transcription factor activity, RNA polymerase II-specific; protein binding. Gene Ontology annotation, cellular component: nucleus. The record is from RefSeq and is a predicted model, not a curated record. Gene Ontology annotation, biological process: regulation of transcription by RNA polymerase II. Lineage: Eukaryota; Metazoa; Chordata; Mammalia; Pholidota; Manidae.
GCCGAGGACAAGGGGCCGCCGGUGGGGCCGGCCGGCCGGCGGAGCGCCGCCUCCGACACACAUGAGAGUCUUCAGUUGGCAUAAGAAACUUAGCUACCUGGAUUGGUUUUGGAAUUGGGAAGCUGGAGCGACUCUCCUGGACUUGUGGGCUGGGGGGCUGCUGCUCUGUGACUCAGCGGUGACUCACGUCUCUCUGGCUCGGUGGUCUCCGAAGAGUAUCCCAGGCUUGUGAGACGAUCGUGAUAGUGUCUUCCACCCGGGGCCUAGGCUUCCCUGGAGCCCGGCAGCUCCUCACCAGUGGGAUUCCUACCUGUUCCUGCGGCGCCAUCCCUGCCAGGCUUUCCUCCCUUCCUGAGGCCUCUGCCUGCCAUCCACCCCCAGGACCCUCGCCUGUGGCUGCUGUCCUGGCUCUGGAAUACGUGGUGACCAGGCAUUGAUGCACCCCCAGGGAGGCCACGCGCUCAAGGAGGCUGACCCCCGCUGGCUGCUGCUCACAUGGUUUCUGGGCCCCUGGCACUCCGGUGGUGUGCGUGGGCAGGGCGUGGGGACAUGGGGCCCGACAUGGAGCUGCCCAGCCACUCGAAGCAGCUCCUGCUGCAGCUGAACCAGCAGAGGACGAAGGGCUUCCUGUGUGACGUCGUCAUCAUGGUGGAGAACUCCAUAUUCCGGGCCCAUAAGAAUGUCCUGGCCGCUAGCAGCAUCUACUUCAAGUCCCUGGUUCUGCACGACAACCUCAUCAGCCUGGACACGGACAUGGUCAGCUCCACAGUAUUCCAGCAGGUCCUGGACUUCAUCUACACAGGCAAGCUGCUGCCCAGCGGCCAACCAGCUGAGCCCAACUUCAGCACUCUCCUCACUGCUGCCAGCUACCUCCAGCUGCCCGAGUUGGCAGCCCUCUGCCGCCGCAAACUCAAACGAGCUGGCAAGCCCUUUGGCUCUGGGAGGGUGGGUGCUGCUGGCAUGGGGCGGCCCCCCCGCAGCCAGCGGCUGUCCACGGCCUCCGUCAUCCAGGCUCGGUAUUCAGGGCUUGUAGACGGGCGCCAGGGGGCCCACACUUCCCAGGAGCCCCCCCAGGCCAAAGGCUCUGAUGACGAGCUCUUCCUCGGCAGCUCUACCCAAGAGAGUGCGCGUGGCCUGGGCCGGGCCAUCUGCCCCACCGGAGGGGAGGCCAGCCUGGGCGGGUGCAGCACCAGUGGGAGCAGCGGGGGCUGUGAGCAAGAGCUGGGCCUGGACCUGUCCAAGAAGAGCCCCCCGCUGCCCCCUGCCACCCCCGGAGCCCCCCUCAGCCCUGACGACCCAGCCCGGCUGAGUGACAGUCAGCUCGGGUCACCCCUCUCGGCCUCCGCCCCUCCUGUUGCCAGCAGUGCCUCUUAUGCCGAGCUUGGGGGCACCCCCGCUGAGCCUAUGGAUCUGGAGGGGGCUGAGGACAACCACCUGAGCCUGCUGGAGGGGCCUGGCGGGCAACCCCGGAAGAGCCUCCGGCACUCAGCCCGCAAGAAGGACUGGAGCAAGAAGGAGCCCUUGGCGGGUUCCCCCUUUGAGCAGAGAGAAGUGGGGCCCAAGAGCUCCUGCCCCGGGGAGGAGGGUGAGGGGCUUGGGGACAGGGUUCCCAAUGGCAUUCUAGCCAGCAGUGUUGCAGGGGGCGGCCCCAGUGGGCCCUACGGGGAGCCCCCGUACCCCUGCAAGGAGGAGGAGGAGAACGGCAAGGACGGGAGUGAGGACAGCGGGCAGAGUGGGAGUGAGGGGGGCAGCGGCCACACUGGCGCCCACUACAUGUACCGGCAGGAGGGCUACGAGACGGUCUCCUACGGGGACAACCUGUACGUGUGCAUCCCCUGCGCCAAGGGCUUCCCCAGCUCCGAGCAGCUCAAUGCCCAUGUGGAGACGCACACGGAGGAGGAGCUCUUCAUCAAGGAGGAGGGCGCCUACGAGACAGGCAGCGGGGGCGCCGAGGAGGAGGCUGAGGACCUGUCAGCGCCCAGCACGGCCUAUCCAGCUGAGCCCCGGCCCUUCAAGUGCUCCGUCUGCGAGAAGAGCUACAAGGACCCGGCCACGCUGAGGCAGCACGAGAAGACGCACUGGCUGACGCGGCCCUUCCCCUGCAACAUCUGUGGGAAAAUGUUCACGCAGCGUGGCACCAUGACACGCCACAUGCGCAGCCACCUGGGCCUGAAGCCCUUUGCCUGUGACGAGUGUGGUAUGCGCUUCACCCGCCAGUACCGCCUCACGGAGCACAUGCGUGUGCACUCGGGCGAGAAGCCCUACGAGUGCCAGCUCUGCGGGGGCAAGUUCACGCAGCAGCGCAACCUCAUCAGCCACCUGCGCAUGCACACCUCCCCCUCCUAGAAGCCAAAGACCCUUCUCCCUGGCCCGAGGGGCCCUGCGUAGACUCGGCCUCAGGAGUCAACAUGGAAGCAGAAGUGAGACCGGGCGGGCCAGGACCUCCAGGUCCAGUAGGGGUGGCUCCUGGCGGCACUCUGGCCAGCCCCCCACACCCAGAGCUUUAAUCCACAGUCUGUACCAAGGGAAGAGAGGAGGGGGCUGCCGCUGGUGUGCCCCAGCUCCUGAGAGGGCUGCACAGGCCUGAGGGAGUGGGUCUGGGUGCUUGUCUGGGCCCGGCCCCUCUCCUGCAGGCCGGGUCUGAGCAGGAGAAGGCAGCUCCCUCUGCGCCAGGGCCGAUGCCUGUGUGUGCAGGCCACCCUGGCUUCGGGAGCCGUGCCGGAGCAGCGGGACCGAGCCCUCCUUCCCUGAGCCAGGGGCCGCUGUUCUCUGGCACUGGGACAGCCAGGGGCCCCUCUGCCUACCUCUCCACAGCUGAAGAGCCCUCUGGGCCCGCGUUGCUGUUAUUCCUACUGAUGUGUUCCUUUUUUCUUUUCAAAUUUUGUUUUUUAAACCAAAACCAACAAGAGUUUAUUUUCCUCUGGCCCCCUUGGGGCUGAGCCUGGGUCUGCAGACUGAAUGUAGGGGGCCACUGCCCCUCCCCGCCCUCCAGGCCCCAGAAGCCCUUCUUGGCCAAAGGCUUCCCUGGGCCCCGAGCCCUGCCUCGGCUGCCUCAGGAGAGAGAGUGCUUUUCCUAUAGUUUCCGAGGAAUAUUGUUUAGAGGUACUUCUUUUUUAUUGAGAGAAAACCCAGUGUAACGUUUAUGCGAAUGUUUGAACUGGAAGGUCUGGGGUUCGUGGGGGGUGGGGGGCGCUGGAUUUGACGCCAGGCUGUCGGUGCCCCUGGCUCCUGUGCGUUGUGUGUGUGGUGUGCGCGGUGCGCCUGGGCAGCUCCUGUGCUUCCCCCUUCCUUCCCCAUCAAGGCGGAGAGAUGCGGGCCUUUUGCUACCUCUUCAGUUCCUGAGAACAGUAUGUUGGUGACUGGCAGUUGAGGCUAUAACACUUGUUUUUGUCCUGUUAGUGCACAAAGGAAGACGUGAAUUUGAGUGAGGCGGGCCUGGGCUGGCCUGGGAGGUCCUCAGCUUCCCUGAGACCCAGCUGUGGCCCAAGAUGCUUUCAGAGGGGGGCUCCUGCCACUGCAGUCUUGGGACUUGCCUGUGUGUCUUCUCCAUGAGCGUGCAGCUGCUGUGUCCACUCUGCAGGUGUUCUGGGUAUACUGCUGAGCGUCGGGCAGCUCCAGCGUGUCUCUGAUCUGGGUCCAGGUGAGCGGGUGCUCCAGUCCCACAGGAGCUCCCAGGCUGGGCCAGGCCUGGGCACCUGGGAGGCAGGAGGCACACUACAGGAUCAAGGUCCUUGCAGCUUCCUGCCAGGGCCAGGAUGAGGCGGAAGUGAGCCCCCCCUCAUCCUGUCCCCUGGGCCUGUGAGUGCAGAAGUUUGGGAGAGCAGCCCCUGCUCAGCCAGUGCAGAGGCCUGAGGGGGGCGCUGACCAAAGCACUGUGUCCCCCUGAGGGGCGGGGUGGGGGCCCUGCCCUGUGUGGAGUCCCACCCUUGCCCUCUCACCUUGGGCUUUCUCCACCAGCCUCAGAUACCUCCCUGGGCUGGAAGCCAGGCUCCCAAGGCCAGGCCAAGGUCGCCAUGGUCAGCCCCGCUGUCCUUGGCCCCCUGGAGCCACAGGGCUGGGCAAGUGGCUUUUGCUUUGUGCUCUUUCUUCCUUUUAUUUCUACUUUUAAGUUCAGACCAAAAAAUUCUGGAGUCAUCCCCUAGCUCCACCCACCCCGCCCCUUCAGAGGCCGUCCCGCUGAAAACAGCCUGAGUUUAGGGACCCUAGUGGUGAAGGGCAUGCUUUGCAAGUCAGGGAGUUCCCACCCAAGGCUGCCCUGCUGGCCCUUCCCUUCGGGUGGGAAACGGGGAUCUGGACCCCGGGUCUCGUGUUCCAGCCGGCCAGUCUGAGAAUCUGGCUGGGGGAGACCCCUGGGCUCCUUCCUCCACCCAGUGAGGGUCAGGCCCUUUCCGGGCCCCUCUGCUCUCCUGACCCCACUCCAUCAGCACUUAAGCCACACGACACAAAGUCUGUACCGCACGGAAGUGCGUGGCCUCUCAGGCCGUGGGCAGCCACAUCAGUGAGGUGACCCGUGAAAGUAGGUGAUUCAUUUGCAGAGCUUCAGGGACUGGGCGCAGAGGCCCCUCACUCGACGAUGUCCGUGCGACGUAGUAUUGUGCCCACCUGAGUAUUGUAUCGAGCCUUUUCUGUAUCUACCAAGAAAGCAAAACACUAGUUUCCUAUUUAAGAUUUUAAGGGUUUGUGGGACGGGGUGGGAUUAACACAACACUUGGUUUGGUUUUGUUUUCUUUUUCCUUUGAUUUCAUGUGAAAAGUGUGUGUGCUUGUGAGUAUGCGUGGAGAUGUGUUAGGAACCUCCCAAGGAAAUUAGGCCGUUGGAGGCCAAGGGCGGCUUACAGUUCUCUGCUUUAGUCACUUAUUCCUGAAUGUUUCGGAGAAACAGGAAACAGAGAAAAUAGCAGAUGUCAUGUAGGAAAGAGAGGAGAAAAACAAAAAAGAAAAAAAAGCUCAUAUCCAAAUUCAUAAAACCUAUUUUUUAAACCAAAGCACAUUUUGAAUGAGUAUGGAACCUCAAUGGGCUCAGAAAAAAGAUACUAAUAUAUUUAUCUCAUUGUUUACAUAAACUUUUACAGUUUCAGACCUCAGCAGCUGUAAGGCCAGUUCCAGUGAGUCCCCGCCUUCCCCUGGAGGCCCUUCAGAGUCAGCCCUGGAAGGGCUCACGGGCAGAGAGGCGGGCGUGGAGCCCCCUGGACUCACCUGAGCCCUCCUCCCCAGCCCCGGGCCCUCUGAGCCCAGCUGGCACCAAAGAGCUUGGGCAGUGCUGACCAGCUCCCGGGCCUGGCCGGACUGUGGUGGUCCUGGCCAGCUGGCACAGCAGGGGCUGGCUGUCAGCUCUGGCCACAGGACCUGAGUCUGGGCUUGGGCCCCGGGGUGUAACUUCAGGGGCUGCUUCCCCUGCUCCUCUGCUCCGGACCCUGGUGGGGGGGGAGGGGGGUUGAUGUGAGGGUCCCUCUCAAGCCAAAAAGUCGGGACCUUUGCACAGCUCUGUUGACUCUAGUGGGUCCCUUACCCCAGGGGCUCCCCACCCUGACCCCCAGCAGUGGGAGGGGCUCACUGGGCUGGUCCUUACCAACACAGACGGUGCAAACACUCUGAACAGUGUUGUUUUUGUAUCAAUAUAUUUGUGCAGUGAUGAAUGUAUUUAUUUCUCAGACUUGGGGUGAGUGAGUGGCAGGCCCCUUUGCCACCGCGCGCUCCCGCCAGACCGAGCCACCGCAAGGGCUCCUCUAGGAUUGCAAAAAAGGUGACAAAGAAAAGACAAACUUUUAAGCAAAUAAGAAUCUCAGAGACUCGCAGCAUAGCCAUACACCUCAGCCUGUGAAAUGAACAAUCCGGACCCAGACUGACUUUCUGAGCUUCAUGCAGCCACGUGUCUCCGUGUGUCUCCCUGGGCUGCCGGGCUGCUCACCCUGCCCCAUCAGUAUUCACUGGACUCGGCCGAGUGCAGGAGUGCGAUCUGGGCUGGGCUGCUGGGCACACACAUCCCAGCGGCCCUCCCCAGGCGUCCUGAGUUGAGGCGAGCCCUGGGCAGCCACAAAGGCAGGGCUCAGGGAAGAGGCAUUUGCGUCUGCCUUGUACCCUCUGCUUGGGGCCAAAGCAGAGGCUCCAGGCCAUAGGAAAAUAGAUCAGGGGUCUCAGCCCUGCCACGCACCCCCCUCCAAGGGACCAAGGCCCUGGCUCCCCAGAGGCCUGUUGGGGCAGACGUUCCGGAACCUGUGACUCCAGUGGCUGGAGUGGGGCUGGAGAGGGGCCUGGCCAGGCCUCAGUCUGACAUUCCAGAUCAGGGUGGGCGUGCACGGUGGGAACUGUGGCUGCCCAGGACCCCCUUCAUAGGACCCCCUGGCUUCAGUCAACUCACUUUAAUUUUCUACCGGGAACCCCUCCCCCUACCUCACUAUUUAUUGCUGUAAUUUAUUGACCUCAAAAAUGCUGCAUAACAGACCUCAGUCAGGGCAGGGAGGAUCCCCAGGGCUCCCCCCCUCCACUUGGCGGGGCCCUGUGGGGCCAGGUGCUGAGGGGAACCUCUCUGUACCCCACCCAUUACUUUCCCCUUCCCCCCUUGGGGGACCCAGGUUGGGCACUGGCCCAUUCGCAAAUACCUCGAGGGGGAGGGGCAGGGAUGGGGUUAUAGCUGUUUUGUUUAUGGGAACUGCAAGAGGAGGGAUCAUGUCCUGUUUUACGCCCUUCCCAGAAAGGGGGAGGGACACCGUGAUCGCACUCCUGUACCGGCCACCGCCGCUGUCCGUCAUCACAUUGACUUCCCCUCCCUUGAGAGAGGAUAAAUUCAGGUCAGAGCUGCAGAUGUGCAGCCCUCAAGUGUCAGAAAAGCAAUUCACCGACAACUGAUCUCCAUUCAGAAGCGUGCAGUCUUAAUGUACAGUGAUGAGAAACUGUUAUUUUAUGAUCUUUUCAUUAAAAGCUUUGUUGAAAACUGU